Ceratitis capitata (Mediterranean fruit fly) is the source of this 2622-nucleotide messenger RNA. RefSeq names its product serine/threonine-protein kinase Nek8. Bases 18 to 2579 code for a protein of 853 amino acids. The record is from RefSeq and is a predicted model, not a curated record. NCBI's taxonomy places the organism in Eukaryota, Metazoa, Arthropoda, Insecta, Diptera, Tephritidae. Gene Ontology annotation, biological process: protein phosphorylation. Gene Ontology annotation, molecular function: protein kinase activity; ATP binding. The transcript has 16 exons.
ACGUUUGUCUUGUGAAUAUGAAAAAAAUAAAAGCCAAAACUAGUUCAUUGCCGAUAUUCAAUGGCCGUAUAUCCGACUCAUCAGCAUCGAGUAACUCUUCUUUCAGUGCGUUUGCAACGAAGUCUAAAAAACGGGCCACAUUCAAUGGAAUUAUACCACCCAAAAUAUUCACAAUAUCCAACUCAUCAUCGUCAGUAAUAUCGCUUUUGAAGGAUGAGACUCAAAAUAAGAGCAGAGUUGAAGAAACUAGAAAUAUUUUUGGUGAAGCUGCGGAAAAAGGUCGUACCGUCAAAGCGUCCAAGAGCCGGAGUACUUCUUUAAAUACGGUUGGUGCUGAGCUGAACAAUUAUGAAAAGCUUAGGGUGGUGGGGCAAGGCUCGUUUGGGGUGGCUAUACUAUAUCGGCGUAAAAUUGAUAAUCACCAUAUCGUUUUUAAGCAAAUCAAUCUAACAGACUUAACACCGUCCGAACGUGAUUUGGCAAUGAACGAAGUUGAGGUGUUUUCUAAGCUCCAUCAUCCGAAUAUUAUAAGUUACCUGGGCAGCUUUAUUAGAGACAACACACUGCUGAUUGAAAUGGAGUACGCGGAUGGGGGCACUCUAGCGCAAGUAAUAGCAGAACGGCUAGUGAGGGAUUAUUUCCCCGAACGUUAUAUCAUUGCAAUAUUUGAACAAAUUUCAAGUGCCAUCAAUUAUAUGCACUCAGAAAAUAUUUUACACCGAGAUCUCAAAACGGCAAAUGUUUUUUUGAACAAGCGCGGUAUAGUGAAAAUCGGUGACUUUGGCAUCUCGAAAAUAAUGAACACUAAAGUUUUGGCGCAAACGGUGUUGGGGACACCGUAUUAUUUUAGCCCGGAAAUGUGUGAAGGCAAGGAGUAUGAUAAUAAAAGCGAUAUUUGGGCACUCGGUUGCAUUCUUGGGGAAAUGUGCUGCCUGAAAAAAAGCUUUGCUGCUUCAAACCUUUCACAAUUGGUAUCUAAAAUAAUGGCGGGCAACUAUACAGCCAUACCAGUAGGAUACUCCUCGGGCUUGCGUAGUCUACUAAGCAACCUCUUACAGGUUGAUGCUUCACGAAGACCAAAGGCCUCUGAAAUAUUAGAAUAUUGGAUUCCACUAAUAUUUAGAAAUUUGGGAAAAAAUAAGGGAUAUUCUUAUAAAGACGAUGUUUUUGCAAUGAAUUUUGUAUCAAAGUCUGGCGCUGAUAUACAGCCACCGAAAGAAACCGUGGAUUUAAGUUUCAGCGGGAAAACCGAAAAUUCCUCCCAAGCAUUGACGGAGUUCCCAACAGGAUGUACAGAAAUGAGGGAAGCGAUGAAUGCGGAAACUGCAUUGCCGAAUGAAAUAAUUUGCAAGCGAUCCGUUUUAUAUCAAUUGAAAGCAUUUGGCAGCAGCUUCAAUAUGAAUCCCAUACAGUUGCCUCCAAAAGCACGUAUACGUACAGUGGCAGCAAGUGAUUCUCAUUUUGUGGUAGUUAAUGAUGAUGGUUCGGUCUAUGCCUGGGGUGAGGGUACAAAUGGACAACUUGGCUCGUCCUCGCUCGAAUCAUGGAAACAUUACCCCAGUCGUAUGGAAAGUGUGCGCCAUCAUCACAUUAUAAGUUCCUGCGUUGGCGAUGGUUUCACUAUACUAUUAACCCAAUCCGGUAAAGUUCUCAGUUGUGGCGACAACUCCAAGUACGCAUUGGGACAUGAAGAAAACAAAAUAUUUCAUACUCCGAAAAUGGUUGCGAAAUUACAGGAUAUACAAAUAGAGAAGAUAGCAGCUGGUACAGAUCAUGCACUUGUUUUGAGCGCUGAUGGCUCCAUCUACAUUUGGGGCACCAGCGUACAAGGAGCUCUUGGCCUGGGUAAAUUGCAAACGCAGCAAAGGACUCCGCAAAAAGUGCUGUUACCGCAGAUGUGUGGCAAGGCAGAAAAAAUUUUUUGCGGUCCAAAUAUUUCGGCUGUGCUAUUCACAAAUGGAGAAUUAUACGCCUGUGGUUGUAACAAAUAUAAGAAGUUGGGAUUUAAAAAAAACGACAAAAUAACAGCAUUCAAAAAGGUACAGUUGCCGUAUAGAAUCAUCGAGGCUAGUUUCUCCUCCAUGCACACAGUAUUGUUGGUGGAAAAGGGUUUAAUAUAUACGAUGGGUCGUAAUAUUGAAGGUCAACUUGGCGCAGGACACACAAACUGUGUGGAGCAACCUAUACUAGUCGACUUCAUCAAACAUCGCACAAUUGUGAAUUGUCAAUGCAAUGAUCAAGGAACCAUUGUUACCUCUCAGGAUAACGUCAUAACAUUUUGGGGCACCAGAAACGGUAUACCAGAGUUUGGAGACUGCAAUUUCGAUGAGGGUUGCAAUCAAAACAUCAAUUCUGAAGUCGGCAACAGCACUGUGGCGUUUACAAAUUUCCUAGCCUCGGUUUACAAAUCUGAGCUACUUUUGGAACCAGUAGACCUUUUGGCAUUAUACGCAUCCAAGGAGCAAGGCCAGAAAGGUUACUAUAUUACGGUGAAUAAUGUAUAUCUUUUGGCCCACAGCGUUUUAGUGUUAGUGGAUACAACAACGCCUUUGGUGUCCUCACUAGAAGAACUGCAGUAAAUUUAAUUAAAAGUUGUGACAAUAUGAUUUUAUAUUGAGAUGU